UUAUGUCUCUCUCUCAUCUGAGGGAGAGUGAGCUGGACCACUCCUCCCUCCUCCCUCCUCCCUCCUCCAUCCUCCAUCCUCCACGCCUGAGGAUGAGUAAUCCAACGAGGGAGGGCGAGAGAGGUGGGGGACUGAUGUGUGUGAGAGAGAGACAGGGGGAGGGAGGGAGGAUACCAGUGCAGCAUCAUCAUCAUCAUCAUCACCAUCAUCAUCAUCAGUGAACGUGCAGCUCACUGCUGAGCUCAGACUAAUUCCUGGGCGGUCACGAUCAGAGAGGAGGAACAGGCUGGAGACGCUCUGAGGUUGGAAUCACACACUCUGGAACGGGCUAAUCGCUGGAGUGAAGACAGCAACAGCAGAGGAAGAACAUUUACAUUUCAUGUGGAGUGUAACUGACUAAUCUCUGGAAGAGUUCGACAAGCGGGGGCAUCAUGCCUCAUUUCACUGGAAGAUACCUGACUAAUUAAUGGACAGGAGUUUAACUGCCUCAUCAUCUGGAGUGUGGGGGCAGACUACACCCUGAACAACAAGCCUCCUCUUUAAAUCCAUCCUGAUGAGGUAGCUCCUUACACACUCCUCCACACGUGGUGCUUCAGUUAUUGGGAUAUCUGGCUAAUAUCUGGAAUCCUUGAACCAUAACAGCACCUCAGUGUCCUACAGCAGGAACUGGACUAUCUUCUGUGUACCAAGUCUACAAGGCAGCCUCCUCCUGGGACCAGGUUAAUUUCUGGAUCAGUGUGUCUGGCAUGUUCUGCUUCUGCCUGCAGAGUUCCCUGCUGAAGCUCCAGGCGCUGGAUGUGGAGGGGGGCCCCUCGUUGGGUCCAUCCCCAGAGGAGAGCCCCCCUGCCCUGGGCAGCAAGGAGCAGAAGAGCCCCUGCAGUCCAGUGGAGCUCGGAGGGAAGGAGGGGAAGACGCUGGCGCUCUGCCACAGUGUCCCCACUGACGAAAACAGCCCACCAGAGCUGCUGACAGUCCUGAACAGACCUCCUCAGUCUCCUAGACAUCAGCCGUUAACCACCAUCCACCCCGGCCAGCAGCCCCUGACCCCUGACGGAACGCUGCCCCUCAGCCCUCACCACUCCUCCUACUCCCCUCAGAGGAGCAGCCCUGGAGGUGAGGGCGGAGGAGCUGGAGGAGAUGGAGGAGGUGGAGCUCUCCUCCAGUUGCUGGCAGGCGGACCCAGCCCUUUGCCUUCCCCUCGAUGUUCCAGCCUCACCCACAGCCUGAGGUUCAUCUCCGACCCCGACACUGCGCCGUCACCACCCUGCAGCCAGCAGUACAUACUGCGUCGGGGUCGAGACAGGCCAGAGUGUUCAGAGGACGAGUGUCCGUCCUCCAUCCCGUUCCUCAGCAGACAGAUUCAGACCCUGAAGAAGAAAGUCCGCAGGUUUGAGGAUCAGUUUGAGCAGGAGAUGAACUACAAGCCGUCUCACAACGAUAAAUACUCCAACGCAGAGAUGAUCCGAGUGAUGAGUGAACUAGCAAAGGCUCGCAAACAGCUCAAAGAGCUGAGACUUAGACAGUCUGUGUUUGAGUCGAAGGAGGACGACGGUACAGAAAACAUGUGCAGGUACGUGUCAGGCCAGCAGGGGGCGGCGGAGCACAAACCCACGCUGGAGGAAACAGUGGAGUCUCUGUUCAGACGACUGAGAGAGAAGAGGCAAGCUCUGGGCCUGCCAGACAACAUGAAGGACAUGACCCAGGCUCAGAUGGUGUUGGAGAAGAUCACUCUGCAGAAAUGUCUGCUGUACUUUGAAAGCGUGCACGGCCGACCGGGAACAAAGCAGGAGAAGAACCUGGUGAAGCCGCUGUACGACAGAUAUCAGAUGAUCAAACGUUUACUGUGUGUCAGCCCGACCAUCACCACCAUAGAGGAAGAGGACGGUUCUGAUGAAGACUCAUUGAGCUUCACGACAGUCGAUGAACUUCCUGUCCCGCCUCCUUGCCGGGCCGGUGAGGAGGACAGCGAUCGGGACAGUGACCCGGCCUUCGUGUCCCCGUUAGACGAGGUGAAAGCUGUCCAUCGCCAGCCGGCUCUCACCAUGGCCAACCUGCAUGAAGCGUCCAGGUCUCAGCUGCUGGAGUGUCUGCGGGAGACGAGGGCAGAGAAGAAGACGCGGCGUAAAGCUCUGAGAGAGUUUGAGGACGAGUUUCACCGUCAGACUGGAAGGAUCUGCCAAAAAGAGGACCGGACUCCGAUGAAGGACGAGUACCAGGAAUACAAACAGCUCAAGGCUAAGCUCCGCCUGCUGGAAGUCCUCCUCAGCAAACAGGAAGUCACCAAAACCAUGAGGCCCUGAAGGCAGCACGGUGCGCGGUGUGUUUACUGACCAAAGGGAUUUCAGCUGGUGGCCCGGUGCAGUCGGCCCG
Messenger RNA from Larimichthys crocea (large yellow croaker), 2370 nucleotides. Its product is annotated as protein FAM13C. Bases 747 to 2300 code for a protein of 517 amino acids. The transcript is spliced from 12 exons. NCBI's taxonomy places the organism in Eukaryota, Metazoa, Chordata, Actinopteri, Sciaenidae. The record is from RefSeq and is a predicted model, not a curated record.